Molecule: messenger RNA, 2745 nt
Organism: Xyrauchen texanus (razorback sucker)
Lineage: Eukaryota; Metazoa; Chordata; Actinopteri; Cypriniformes; Catostomidae
Product: twinfilin-2
Exons: 9
Coding region: 214-1272 (352 amino acids)
Biological process (GO): positive regulation of neuron projection development; barbed-end actin filament capping; actin filament depolymerization
Cellular component (GO): myofibril; cytoplasm; actin filament
Molecular function (GO): actin filament binding; actin monomer binding
Source: RefSeq, a predicted model, not a curated record
CACACACACACACUGUCAGACAGCAAGCUCUUAGUUCAUACUGCUGGUUUUAUAUUGCCCUGCUAUUGCAACACACAGAAAUGGUGCUGACCAUUGCUUGAAUAUAGUUUGUAGAAAGAAUAUCUUCCAGGUGACCCAGCCUGUGUCUCCAGUUUUAUUCAAAUCAGAGGGUAUCUUGGCGGGUAGGAACUGAAGACACUACACUGACCCGCCAUGUUUCUGGUCCUGGUGGUUGCAGAGGAGUUAAGAGAGUUCCUGGCCAGGGCAAGGAGUGGAACUGGCCGUCUCAUCCAGGUGUUGAUCAGAGAGGAGCAGCUGGUGCUGGGGGCAUACAGAGAGCCACGUCAGAGCUGGGACAAAGACUAUGACCAUUAUCUGCUCCCUCUGCUGGAUCCUCAUGAGCCCUGUUACAUUUUCUACCGUCUAGACUCCAAAAAUGCUCAAGGAUAUGAGUGGCUCUUCAUCUCCUGGUCACCUGACCAGUCUCCUGUUCGACAAAAAAUGUUGUAUGCUGCCACUCGUGCCACAGUUAAGAAAGAGUUUGGUGGUGGACACGUCAAAGAUGAGAUGUUCGGCACAGUUGAGGAGGACGUUUGUCUUCAAGGUUAUAUAUGUCAUUUGACAUUGUGUUCUGCACCAGCACCAUUUACAGCUGCUGAACAAGAGCUACAGCGAAUCAAAAUCACAGAGGGUAGAGUUAAACAGGUGAAAACUGAGAUCACUGUGGACCCUAAACAUCAGACUCUACAGGGUCUUGCCUUCCCUUUACAGGCUGAAGCUAAACGUGCUCUACAGCAGCUCGCAGAGAGACACAUCAACUACAUCCAACUAAAGUUGGACACAGAGAAGGAAACGAUCGAACUUAUUCACACCAGCCCAACAGACGUCAGUGAUCUACCCUGCCGGAUCCCCCUGGACACACCGAGAUACCACUUCUUCCUCUACAAGCAUUCACAUGAGGGAGACUACCUUGAGUCUGUGGUGUUUAUAUACUCCAUGCCAGGAUACAGCUGUAGUAUCAAAGAAAGGAUGCUGUAUUCUAGCUGUAAGAGUCGACUUCUGGAGGACGUAGAGAGAGACUUCCACCUGAAAGUGGCUAAAAAGUUGGAAAUUGAAAGUGGAGAAGAGCUGACAGAGGAGUAUCUGUAUGAUGAGGUUCACCCUAAGCAGCACGCCCACAAGCAAGCCUUCGCCAAACCUCGUGGCCCUGCUGGCAAAAGGGGAAGCAAACGUCUCAUCAAGGGAGGUGGAGAUAAUGGUGGGAACAGCUAGAAAGAAGAGAGACAGAGAGGAAGAUAGAAAUGAACUUCAGUUGUACCUUAAAUGUUCCACAUUUCCCUUUUUCCCCCCACGGUGGUAUUGCUUAUUCUACAGGGAGAGGAAUGGAGACAUUGGAAUAUUGUGUGUAGAUUUGUUGAUUUUAUUUCAAUUUUUACUUUCCUCAGGUUGUAUUUAUUCUGUCAUUAGUUGUUUGUUUGGUGUGCUAAGUUCUAACAUGCAUAUCUUUGAGAUAAGAGGGAAAACUCAGGAAUUCAUUUGGUCUCUGUACAUUUUCUGAGCAUAUUUUUCUACAUAAUCGCAUACAUGCGCACACAUUCACAACCAGAUAUUCUGGUUCUCUGCACUCAAAAUCAUUUUGAUCAGAUUUACUGCUAUAUUACAUCUGUUUAUUGUGAAAGAUGGUUGAUAGUUCAUUAUAUUUUAAAACAUGUUUGUAAAGGAAAAGAAAAGAAUAGGCAUGUUUAGACUGAGAGGCCUUUUAAAUACUAAAGAAGCAGAAAAAGGCACACACGUUUAUACACACAAACCAGAGCCAAAUCUGAAACGUAAACAGAAUGUGAUAUUACUUGACUAUGUGAGAGCUAAUCAAUUGGUUAAGGAACAGAUGCUCAGAUAUGCUGAACAGUGCAGGUGUCAGACUUGUUUUAAGAUGAACGUUCUCUAUUAUUUUUUGGUAUAUCUCUUUAAUUUAUGUAUUUUAUUGUUACAAGAGAAAAUAACUAAAUAUUAACAUAUCAUAAACAUACCCUGUAAAAAUCUUUCAUGUUGUCUUAUGUCCCACCCCCUCCUAUUUUAGUGUCAUACACAUCAUUUUGUUUGUAAGGAUCUGUUAGUAAUCAGACAAUAUCCAAAUAAAGCUUGCAAGGAGUGCUGCUUGGGUGUAAAAUAAUUCCUACUGGCACUCUUUGGAUAAGGGAUAUUCUGUUCAGAUGCUCCAGUAGUCCAAGGCACUCAGAGUAGGAUAUACAUUUAAAAAUAAUGUAUUAGUCUGGUCACACUUUAUAUUAGGUGGCCUUAACUAUGAUGUAUAACAUUAAAUACAAGACUAUGUAUUUACUGUGUAACUAUAUGUUGUUCUGCAAAAUGCCCACAUUUGCUGCUACUGAUGUUGAGGUAUGGGUAAGUUUAGGAGUAAGGGUAGGGUUAGGAUGAGUGGUUUGAGUUAGCAGUGUAACAACAAAUGUAAUUAAAUGUAAGUAAUUUAAAUGCAAUUACAAAGCAACUACAUGUAUGUACAUAAGUACAUUGUUAAGGUCGCCUAAUAUGAAGUGUGUCCAUUAGUCUCUAAAUGAAAACGUGUUUACUUAGUAAAUUAAUGUCUUCUUUGUUACAUUUGACAUGGAUCAUUUAUAUUCAAUUUUAUUUUAUUUCCAACUGAAUACUAAAAUAAAAGACAUAUGGAGAGCAUUUCAGUGUUGAUUAUAAGGUUGAGCAGUCAUACACCAGACAAUAAAGAGUAACUAA